Messenger RNA from Eremothecium cymbalariae DBVPG#7215, 1047 nucleotides. Its product is annotated as zinc-dependent alcohol dehydrogenase. The transcript has a single exon. Gene Ontology annotation, molecular function: zinc ion binding; oxidoreductase activity. The record is from RefSeq and is a predicted model, not a curated record. NCBI's taxonomy places the organism in Eukaryota, Fungi, Ascomycota, Saccharomycetes, Saccharomycetales, Saccharomycetaceae. Bases 1 to 1047 code for a protein of 348 amino acids.
AUGUCUAUUCCAGAGACGCAGAAGGCUGUUAUUUUCUACGAAAACGGCGGGGAGCUCAAGUACACCGACAUCCCGGUGCCCAAGCCCAAGCCCAGCGAGCUGCUCAUCAACGUCAAGUACUCGGGUGUCUGUCACACUGAUUUACACGCGUGGAAGGGCGACUGGCCGCUGCCCACGAAGUUGCCGCUCGUGGGCGGUCACGAGGGCGCAGGUGUUGUUGUUGCUAUGGGGGAGAAUGUGCGGGGUUGGAAGAUCGGUGAUUUCGCCGGGAUCAAGUGGUUGAAUGGGUCGUGCAUGACAUGUGAAUAUUGUGAGAAGUCCAAUGAGUCGAAUUGUCCCGACGCGGACUUGUCUGGGUACACGCACGAUGGGUCGUUCCAGCAGUAUGCUACUGCGGACGCGGUGCACGCGGCCAAGAUUCCGCAAGGUACGGAUUUGGCGCAGGUGGCGCCGGUGUUGUGCGCUGGUAUCACGGUGUACAAGGCGUUGAAGUCGGCCAGGUUGCAGGCGGGCGAGUGGGUUGCAAUUUCCGGGGCGUCCGGUGGUCUUGGGUCGCUGGCGGUGCAGUACGCGAAGGCGAUGGGGUACCGGAUUCUUGGUAUUGAUUCGGGAGAGGAAAAGAAGAAGCUGUUCAAGGAGCUUGGCGGAGAGUACUUCAUCGACUUUGCCGAGAGCAAGGAUGUUGUUGCGGAGGUGAUCAAAGUGACGAACGGGGGUGCACACGGGGUGAUCAAUGUUUCUGUUUCGGAGGCGGCUAUCGCGGCGUCUGCGGAGUAUUGCAGGUCCAACGGGACGGUUGUUUUGGUGGGGUUACCCGCCGGGGCGCAGAUGAGGUCGGAGGUUUUCUCGCACGUGGUGAAGUCUAUUUCGGUGGUGGGGUCGUAUGUUGGUAACCGGGCGGAUUCCAGGGAGGCGAUUGAUUUUUUUACGCGGGGGCUGGUGAGCGCGCCGAUCAAGGUUGUUGGCUUGUCGCAGUUGGCUGAGGUGUACGAGAAGAUGGAGAAGGGGAUGAUUGCUGGGCGGUAUGUUGUUGACACUUCUAAAUGA